This is a messenger RNA of Neurospora crassa OR74A, 3651 nucleotides long. RefSeq lists its product as hypothetical. The coding region runs from base 1 to 3651 and encodes 1216 amino acids. The record is from RefSeq and is a predicted model, not a curated record. Lineage: Eukaryota; Fungi; Ascomycota; Sordariomycetes; Sordariales; Sordariaceae. The transcript has a single exon.
AUGUAUCCUCAUCGUCGCGCGCCAGGGGACCAAGGCGAACAUGUCAUCUGGCGCUCCAAUACAGCUGACAUCCCCGACGACGUGAUCGAUCCCCAACUGCUUGCAGUAAGCAACCAGAGCGAUGCCGCUCAUCAACCAAGUCUCCCUCAACAGCCAUCUCAGCUGCUUGCAGAAACCAGCCAGAGCAAUACCGUUGAACAGACUAGUGUCUAUCUACACCCGCCUCUGGACCCAGUCCAUCAGUACAACCCUCAGGUCGAGCUUCAACCCAACCGCCACGUUUCCCUUCCCCCUAGGGAUGGAAGUAUCUAUCAACAGCAGCAGUUGGAUUUCCAUCAUCCCAACGCUUUCUCCAACCCUCACGUCAACCCUCAAGUGAUCUCUCCGUCCAACUCUCAACCAAACCCUCAAUACUCAUUCAGCCCUCAGAGCCACUCUCCUUUUCGUGAUGGAAGUAUCCAUCACCACCAACCCUUCAACCCUUCUUCUCUUGCUUACUCUCCUCCUCAAGAUGGUCGCGCCUUUUUCCAGCAAGCGGCAUCGAGCCCAUCACUCCCACGUCACUCCAGAACUAACCGCAUGUCGCAAGGCGACGUCCGAGCCUCCCCGUUAAUCAGAACACCUCAUCGCAACCAAGACAGAAGUGUCAGAGCCAACGUCCCGUCACCCGCUAAAAGCAAGUCGAGAGCCUUUAGUCGCGGAUUCGGUCAAGGACCAAUGUCGGAGGCGGAUGAGGGUCCGUUCCGGUUUCAAGAUGAACCUGACAGCAGCCCGUUGACUUCUCUGACCGCAACCCCGGCAAGAUCUUCAAGCCCAGACGACGGCGAGAUGGAAAUGGACUUGGACGAUUGGGAGUCCGGUCGAGAGGCUGAGGUUGGGAUUCCCAGCUCAAGCCCUCCGCAAAACAACGUGACACCAACGCGGCCUCGCCAAAGACAAGAAGAAGACUUACAAGGACGAGAGGGACAGUAUCAGCGACCGCGGAGGUACAACAUAGACUUGCUAUUGGAAAGCGUGGCUAUAACCCCAGUGGCAGACAUGGAGAUCGAGGAGGGUGUAGACGAAGCGGCAAGCCAUGCGGAUGUGGAGUCCGCUUCUCACGAUCCCAGCCUCCAGAGACCGGAGUCUCAAGAGAAUGCCAGACCUAGAGCUGCCAGUCUGGAGAUCGUUACUCCCCCACGGGGCAGCAUUUUGCGGCGCUUUGGUCCUGGAACUGGACUAUCUUUCCCAUCUGGAGUACCUUAUUCGACUCGUUAUUCCGAUUAUACUCCACCUCCUGAAGACUUUUGGCGGCCCCUCUUUGCAGCACGACCUGUGCCUCCGGGCGGAUACUUAGCUGUUGAGCGUGCAGCAGAUGAGAGGACUCAAACUGACAACGUCUCCGGACCGCAAGACGGUGAAUCUUUUCGGCACAACCAGCACCUGAACUCUCAAACCGGAGGAGUGCGACACCACAUGAGAACAGCUAUCCCUGGCCCCUCACCAACUGCGAGUACUGCGCCCAACAAUCCGCAACCAACAACCUCAAGACAUGGACCCGCGAGCCUGCCUCAAGGCGCAUCACAAGAUACAUCAGUAAACGACGUCGUGGAAGUUACCUCUACAGAUACCAUACUCACCCACCACCGUGGUCCACAGCGUCAUCAGGGGCACCUACGCCCACUCGCCCCUAAACCCCCCAUUGAAGACAAAGACACCUCACCUCAACCCCCUCACCACACUGCUCAACAUCCCACCCAGGGCAACGACCAAACCCAAACCCAGCAACCUCGCUUCACCAACAUGGCCCAAUUCCAACCCCUCCUCGCUCUCCCGCCUCCAAUCCAACACCCCCUCCUCCUCUCCCCUUUCCCCCCUCGCAUCCCUGGAACCUUGACGCCCGCCCUCCUCUCUCUCGCCAUCAACCCCCCUCGUUCCCUACAACUAGGCACCACCGACUCCCUGCAGCCCUACCUCCGCGCAUGCGGCCUGCCCGUCCUCUACAACGAUGUGUACCCGCGCGCUCUUCCCAUUUCGGUCCGUCGUGAACCCUUCAACCGCACCGUCAUUGUCGAAGAACGAUACCUUGCCGUCAUCGGACUACUAUACCCCAGGGCGGAGUUCAUCGUGAGCAGAAUCGCGGAGGGGGUCGGAAACCAAAAGGUGGAGCCGAAUUCGGGGGUGAUGAUGGAUAAGUGGCAUGUGUAUAAGGCGGUGAGGAUGAGUGGGGAGGAGAUGCAGAAGUUGGGGGUUUGUGUGUGGAGUGAGAAAGUGUGUGGCGAGUGGCAGCCUGUUGUGGAGGAACGGGAAGGAAGGGAGGUGAAGAGGGUGAAGAUGAUGGAUGUGGUGGUUGAUGAGGAGGAGGAGGAUGAGACGGACGAGGAAAGUGAUGAUAUCGUUGUUGUCAGCGGUAGAGCGAGGGCGAGUGAGAAAGAAGGGAAGGAGAAUGUGCGAAUGACUGUUGGGGAAGAGCGUGACGAAGAUUGCGAAGACAUGGAAAUCGUUGAUGCCGCGGCUGAAGGGGUUCAGACAUCCAAGACGACAAACGGGAAAGAAAAAGCCAAAGAAGUGCAGGUUGCCGACAAGGAAGACAAGGGCAAGGAAAUCCUGCAGGAGAUUAACGACGACGAUAAUACAGCUGCGCCUCCUGAACCCACAAGUUCAUCAGCAUCUGCACCUCUCCGGCGCUCCACAAGAGUUCAAAGUCGACAGGCCAGCGUAGAGGAACCCGCAACCGAUAAAUCCGAAAACACAACAACAGCGCCUUCCAACCCCAGUGGCAAGACCCUCAUCACCCGAAAGUUACGAGCAAUCCAACUAGACGAAACCGGCGCCACCAUCACCCCCAAUCCCAAUCCCACCCGACCAACCAAGACCCCCAAACCUCGACUUUCCACAGCCAUAACCACAACCACAACCACAACCACCAAACCUCCAGCUCCCACCGUCCCCUUUUCCAACCCUUCUACCGUCCCCUCUAGAAGUAGCAACCCCACCCCCUCCCACCGCACCUCCCCCACCCAUUACACAGUCACCCUCCGCCAACGCGACUACCCCCUAGGCGGCGUCGCCCGCAUCCAAUGCACUCCCCGAGCCCGGCAAGUAAUCGAAUCCAUCCAAGCCUCUUUCGGCGUCCAACACCCAUACGAAGUCUGGCGCCACAAGGACUACACGGUACAUGACCCCGACACGGGCGAAGUCACGCAGAGGUACAUCAAGGUGUUGCGCGGGUACGCAGGCGACGAGAACACAGACGAUGGCUUGAUGCGGUUGUUUCUUGAUGAGAUGGACCAGAGGAUUAAACUCAAAGAUACGGAAAACAAGAGGAACGAAAAAGGGAAGAAGAAGAAGGAUGGGCAAGAAGAAGAGGAAGGAAAAGAUAUGGCGGCUCUGGAAGACAGGGUGGCGUGGAAGGAGAGGUAUUUGGCGUUGAAGCGGAGGGGAAAGAUGGCUGUCGCGCGCGCCAAGGAGAGGAAGAGGGAUGAGGAGGAUAUGGAUAUGGAUUAUGAUGAGUGGUUGGAGGAGCGUCAUGAGCAGGAGGAGGAGUUGAUCGAGAAGUGGUUUGCGGAACGAUCGGGGUUGGUGGAGGAGGAGGAACUUGCUAGGAAGACGGUGGAGUUUGCAUUGUUUGAGUAUGGAGGAGGGGACGGACUUGCGCUGGGUAAACCUUGA